This is a messenger RNA of Eublepharis macularius, 4371 nucleotides long. RefSeq names its product kelch like family member 34 (gene KLHL34). The transcript is spliced from 2 exons. NCBI's taxonomy places the organism in Eukaryota, Metazoa, Chordata, Lepidosauria, Squamata, Eublepharidae. The record is from RefSeq and is a predicted model, not a curated record. Bases 436 to 2214 code for a protein of 592 amino acids. Gene Ontology annotation, molecular function: protein binding.
UUCCUAAAAGCAGUUAUCACCAUACGUGGCUUGUUGGCCCUGGGGAAAUAAGAGCUAAACUCGUCUAAGAAUAAAUACUGAGCUUGGGCAAAAGCUGCAGCAAAGUUCACCUCUCCUCCUUUCCUUUUGUGAUGGACCGACAGCCAGAGAGGAUCUAUUUAAUCAGAUUAAGAGAGAAAGAAAGGCCACAAGAGAGAGCUGAGCCGACACAAAAUGUCACUUAAUGCUAUCUUGUUCCCACAUCUGUCACCUGAUGCUGGCCAAGCAAUAGCUCUCAUCUCCUGUGGAGCACCGACUCUUAAGCAGGAAAUGGAGGUGAAAGAAAUAAGUGCCUGAAGAUGUUACUAGAUUCAGCUUUAUGAAUGAAUGCAUGAGGCAACGUACCAGCAUGGAGAUGGAGGUGAAAUCAUGCUUUGAAGUAUUCUGCUCUGCACCAUGAGUUACUUCCUCUCCUACUGUAAAGGGCAUUGCAGUGCUGUGCUGUCUCAGUACCAAACUCUCCGAGCAGAAGGCUUGCUGUGUGAUAUUUUGUUGAAAGUAAAAGAGAGCGAGUUCCCCGCUCACAAGUCUUUGCUGGCCUGUUCCAGUGAUUACUUCAGGGCCAUGUUCAAGAGCUAUACUAAAGAAUCCAAGGAUGCCAUUGUUCACCUGCAAGUCAUCUCAGCUAUUGGUCUGCAACACGUUCUGGAUUUUAUUUAUACCUCCUGGUUGCCCUUGUCUUUUGACAGUUUGGAAGAUACCUUAGAAGCUGCCACUUACUUGCAAGUAACUGAGGCAAUUGGCUUAUGCAGCCAAUACCUGUCUAAUAAUCUUACUUUGGAGACCUGCUGUUUUUCUGCCAAUGUUGCUGCAAAAUUCUAUCUUCCAAAUGCUUUAUCAGCAACUGGAAAAUAUAUAAUUACUAAUCUCUGGAAACUGCUGGAUCUGGAUUUUUCUGGGCUGCUUGAGCUGAAUUUCCAAACUUUGAAAGCAAUAGUAGAAUCUCCUGAUGUCCCCAUGGUGAAAGAGCAUGACUUGUUAGAUCUAUUGCUGAAAUGGCUGAGGCAUGAUAAAAUGAAGUUAAUACACACUACUAGCCUGUUGGAACAUAUAAGAUAUGGUCUUAUUCCAGUGGAAGAUCUGAGAAAGGUCUACACACAGACAGAAAUACCACUGCCAGCACCCAUAAAAUGCUUAAUCAUAAAAGCGAUAAACUACCAUUCUCUUAUUUUUAGACAACCAAUCCUUCAGGAUAAGUACAGCACCUUGAGAAACCAGAAGACACGAAUUAUCAUCCUUGGGGGAAUGAUUGCACAUGAUGGACUUGUCAGUGAUGUGGUGGAAUUUGAUGUUUAUAAUCACAGAUGGCAAACUUUAACACAACUGCAGAACAGAGUACAAAAUCAUUGUGUAUGUACAAUUGGAAACUUUUUGUAUGUCUUAGGUGGAGAAAUAGAAGAUUUGCAAAGUGAUUCAAAAAGUCCCACUUUGACAGUUACAAACAAAGUCUACCGCUACGAUCCCAGGUUCAACAAGUGGAUUCAAACUGCAGAGAUGCUAGACAAGAGAUGCCAGUUUUCUUGUUGUAUCCUAGAAAAUAACAUCUUUGCAAUUGGUGGACAAGGUGAAAAUGGAUCAUUGCAUUCAUCAGUUGAAGUCUACAAUAUUAGCCAAGACAGAUGGGCAAAGGUUCAAAAUUUGCCAUGUAAAAUGCAUGGUCAUGCAGGGACGGUUUGCAAGAACGUCAUUUAUAUAUCUGGUGGCAAAUACAUGGGUCAAAGUAAUACAAGUAAAGAUAUGUAUUCAUUGAGUACUCUUGAAGGGCAAUGGAUAAAGCAAGCCCCAAUGAGUAUUGCUCGGUUUGGGCAUCAGAUGGCCACAAUCAGAGAGACUAUCUUUACCUUUUUAGGGCUUUAUGAACCAUUCUCUGAAAUUGAAAUGUAUGAUGCUGCCCAGAAUCAGUGGACACGUUUAAGGCCAUUAACCUAUGAUCGAUUUAGUUAUGGAUUGGCAGUAGUGGAGGAAACAGCUCUUCUCAUUGGGGGGAAGAAGUGGCAAGACUCUCAGGAGAUUCCAACUCAGGAUGUAGUAGGCUAUGAUAUAGACAAUGACUGCUGGGAAGAAAUCUGCAAAGCUUCCUUGCCUUGGUAUGGAUUGCAGUGUGCAGUACUACAGCUGUCUGAAUUAGUUGAAACUAAGGAUGUCCAACAACAAAACAACAAAACAUCUCGCUGAGCAGGAGCACCUCUACAAGGACAGUUCAGCAGACUUGUAAAACCUUCAGGAUUUCUAAAUAUUACAAAUGUAGCCCAGUAUGUAAUAUUGAAAACUAAUGUUGUAAGACUUCAAAUGGCAUGGAACUUUAUAUUGCAAAGUAUUCUCACAGAAAAUGCAGAAAAACAGUGCAAGUGUUGCCAGAGGGAAAAAAUAGACUAGCAUGCAUUUUCUUUGCACAGUUAUUGAACAAGAAUGACUUGCAUAAGCAACGUAAAAUGACUGUAUGAAGAAUAAUAUUUAUACAAGGUGCUGGUGAUCAUGACAUUUUAAAGAUUGCUUGAUGCAGCAACCUAACUGGGAGAAAAACAUCCCUGCUAAUUAACAUUUGUAUUCCAACAUAUAUUUUUUAAGUUAUUUAAGUGAUUAGGAGGACUGUGAAAGAUAGAGAAAAUGUUUGCCCACUAAGAGUAAGGACUCAAGUGAUUUCAACACAUAUCCAAACCUUAGUGGAUAUGUGGAAUUGUCUACAAGUCUGUGUCGAAUAAGGGCACUAGUUUUUGUUCGUGCUCUUGUUUGUUAUUGAUGUCCUCACAUAACAAAAUCUGACAGAUAGUGUUACAUUGGUAUACAGCCAGUUUUCCUAUAUGAAACUUGAUUGGUGGGAAUCAUCUCAAGGAAAUGCCCAUUUUUAAAAAUGCUGCUGAAACAGUAGAUUUGGGUUUUGUAUUUUGUUUUUUUUGUUUUUUUUAAAAAAACAGCUACAAAAACAAUCAGCAAACAGUAUUCAAAUGUUUAAAAAGGUAAAAGGUAGGUUUGCAGAACUCUUCACCUCCUGAAGCUGGCAUUUAUUUCAUUGGGUGAAUUUAGAUUGGUGAAAAUUCGUAACUGCAGCUGCACUUUAACAAUGAAGAAUUAUAGCAAAAGUGUGUGUGUUAAAGUAAGAAAAAGCAUUAUUAACAAGUAUAGGAAGUGUAAGGUUGAGAGGAACAUGUAACAGUAGGGGCUUAGAUUCAGCUAUUAAAAGAAGAAAAUAUUGUAUACCAUGCCCUGCUGGGUCAUGCUUGUUGGAAUUUAUUUCUUGAUGUUUAAUUUCUACAAAACAAUAGAGUGUAUUAAGUAAAGCCAUAUAUUGUAAGAUAUAUGCUUGUAUGAAUUGCAGUUUUGUAUCAAAAGGUAAGGAUAGUUUUGUCUUUUGAUGCCAUAGAUCGACAAUCUUACUACCAAAAAUACAAGUGAUCUUUUUCUGUAUUACUGCCCAAAUGGUUACAACAAGCGUUGUAAUUUUAAGCCCCAGUGAUGGACAGAUUUUUGCAGCUAAACCUUGAUUCCAUUGUGUGAAAUCUGCCUGUAUAUUAAUUUAUGAACAUUCAUCUCAACAUUCACUUCAUUUAUAGCAUGCCUUUUUUAGUUUGAAAGAUCGAGUAAAGAUGCUUAUUAGUUCUUUGAGUAUAGUGCUGUACAAAAGCUGCAGAAUGAACACAAUAGUGUUGUUUCAAGCUAGACAUAAGCUGAAUUUGCUCUUUGAAAGUUGUAAAUCUGUCUCCACCAAGAUAAUGGGAAGGCAGAAGAGCUGUUGCAUAGCAACAGGUUGCUGUCUUGUAAACGGCUCGACAAGCCAGUCUUGAGAACUUGCUGGCAUGAGCUUGCUAUGUACCAGCAUUGCACAGCCAGACGGGUGAAGGGAAUGUGCUCAUUCCAAAGCUGCUAGAUAUGCUUUAUUCCCAAGGCACUCACGCUCCUGCAGGUCUAAAGCCUCCUAGUCCACUUUAUUAUGUAUUCCUCUUCCUAAAUGAAAAAUGCUUCUGUGUAAGAGAAAGUAUUUAAUCCUCUGCAUAGAUCUGUUCUUAUCAUUCGGCGGGCAUGAUGUGGGAAGGAGGAUAGCUGACCUUUUCAGCAUAAGAAAAACCCUGGAUGAUAUGAAAAGAAACUCUGACUUUACUUUUUGUUGAUAAUUAUCUUUAUUUUAUUGUGGCUUUAUUUUAACUAUAACAUUAGCCUAUGGUGUGAGCUGUUCUGACGGUCCUGUAUGACAGUAUGGCAGGGUAUAAAUUCAACAAAUAAAAACAAGAAAAUAUCACCAUGUUGAGAUAUCAUAAUGGUGUCCAUUUUAGCCUCUCCAUAUGUUCUGGAAGUCUUGAUUAGCUACGCCUUGCCAUAAUAAUAAUAUAGUAAUAU